Messenger RNA from Lycium ferocissimum, 1060 nucleotides. RefSeq names its product alpha N-terminal protein methyltransferase 1. The transcript is spliced from 8 exons. Gene Ontology annotation, cellular component: cytoplasm. Gene Ontology annotation, biological process: N-terminal protein amino acid methylation. The record is from RefSeq and is a predicted model, not a curated record. Gene Ontology annotation, molecular function: S-adenosylmethionine-dependent methyltransferase activity. NCBI's taxonomy places the organism in Eukaryota, Viridiplantae, Streptophyta, Magnoliopsida, Solanales, Solanaceae. Bases 48 to 875 code for a protein of 275 amino acids.
ACUUUGUAGCGCCGAAAUCAGGAGCAAGGAGAGCGUUUCGUUCUCAAAUGGAAAUCGGCGGAUUAGACUCUGACGGCCGUACGUUUAGAAACGCGGAGGAGAUGUGGACAGAAGAAUUAGGGCAUGGUGACCCCCACAAGAAGUCCCUUUGGUACAACAAAGGCAUCAAUUACUGGCAAGGUGUGGAAGCCACAGUGGAUGGGGUGCUGGGUGGAUACGGCCAUGUGAAUGCGCCUGAUAUAAAGGCAAGUGAGGAUUUUCUCAACACCAUUUUGGCCGAAAGGUUCCUUGAUGCCCGCCAUCUUGUAGCUCUCGAUUGUGGAUCUGGAAUUGGAAGGGUUACUAAGAAUCUUCUUAUACGAUAUUUCAAUGAGGUCGACCUCCUAGAGCCUGUAUCACAUUUUUUGGAAUCUGCUCGGGUAAAUUUGGCUCCUGAAAAUUUAAUGGUGUCAGAAUUGCACAAAGCUGCCAACUUUUACUGUGUCCCACUUCAGGAAUUUACUCCUGAUGCUGAAAGAUAUGAUAUUAUUUGGGUUCAGUGGUGCAUUGGGCAUCUUGCAGAUGAUGACUUCAUUGCAUUCUUCAAGAGAGCAAAGCUUGGCUUGAAACCUGGUGGACUUUUUGUUCUGAAAGAGAACAUUGCAAGAGCAGGAUUUGUGUUGGACAAAGAAGAUAAGAGCAUCACAAGAUCAGAUUCAUAUUUUAAGGAGCUGUUCAAUCAAUGUGGACUAUACAUUUACAAGAUGAAGGAUCAAAAGGAAUUUCCAGAUGAAUUAUUUGCUGUGAAGAUGUAUGCGUUGACGACUGAGAUGCCAAGGCAAGGUAAUAGAUCUAGACCUAAACGGACAACUAAUAGACCUGCUAUCAUCAGAUGAAUAGUCACAUUGGUCUGUUAAUCAUUGUGUGGUUUAACUUUGGAGGAAGUCAUUCGUAGGCUGUUGUUUAGGUCACAUGUAUUCAAGCUGAUCAAUGUAUGCCUUGUUUAGGUUAUUGCUUUUGAAUUUCAGUUGUAUACAUUGAUAGUGUAAAGAUUUUAUGCCAUAAGUGUACUUUGAACUUA